Molecule: messenger RNA, 1930 nt
Organism: Anopheles stephensi (Asian malaria mosquito)
Lineage: Eukaryota; Metazoa; Arthropoda; Insecta; Diptera; Culicidae
Product: probable cytochrome P450 303a1
Exons: 4
Coding region: 278-1777 (499 amino acids)
Molecular function (GO): monooxygenase activity; oxidoreductase activity, acting on paired donors, with incorporation or reduction of molecular oxygen; heme binding
Source: RefSeq, a predicted model, not a curated record
UCGUUGUGGCGCGUAUAACAACACCCUUGUCUCACUGUCCACUAGCAGGACACAUUCUGGUCCUGGUGUGAUGUGCGCUUCUGAGUGGUCUGUGCGUGUUGCACUUUGUAUUUGAAUUUGAUGUAAUUGGACUGGGUGGCAGAGUUCCAAGCAAAGGAUAUAUAGUUUCGCGGGAAAGGCCCCAACUAUUCUGGCGCGGUUUCUUUUUUUGGAGUGUAUCCUCUAUCACCACCGCUGUAACCGACUGGGACGCACUCCCUCACCGCACAGCCUGGCCAUGUGGUACUUUGUGGCGUGUUGCGUGGUGCUGUUGCUGUUAUGGCUUCAUCUGGACAACUUAAAACCGGCCAAUUUUCCACCCGGCCCCAAAUGGUACCCGAUCGUGGGCAGCGCUCUCGCGAUCAUGAAUGCACGCAACAAAACGGGCAUGCUGUGCAAGGCGGUCGAGCACAUCGCUAAGGACUAUCCCGAGCAUCGCGGGGUGAUUGGGUUCAAGAUAGGCAAAGAUAAGGCCGUGAUGGCGGUCAAUGCCGAGUCGCUCAAGGAGAUGAUGAACAACGAAGACUUUGACGGUCGGCCCACGGGACUGUUCUACGAGACGCGCACCUGGGGCCUUCGGCGUGGGGUUUUGCUCACGGACGAACAGUUCUGGCAGGAACAGCGUCGUUUCAUCGUGCGCCAUCUGAAAGAGUUUGGAUUCGCCCGGAAAGGCAUGACGGAGAUUAUACAGAAUGAAGCCGCCCAGAUACGGAAGGACUUUGAGGAUUUGGUGGCACAGGGAAACGGCACGGCCACGGUACAGAUGCAGGGCGCCUUUUCCGUGUACGUGCUGAACACACUGUGGCUCAUGAUGGCUGGCGUUCGGUACAGCAAGGACAACAGUGAUCUACGGUACUUGCAAUCGUUGCUGCACGAGCUGUUCACAAACAUUGACAUGAUGGGUGCGCUAUUCAGCCAUUUCCCUUACCUGCGGUUCGUGGCCCCACGGCUGUCCGGCUACCAGCAGUUUGUCGAGAUUCAUGAAUGCAUGCAUAAGUUUAUCGGUGCCGAGGUGGAGCGUCAUCAGCAAAACUUCAACCCGGACGAUGAACCGCGCGAUCUGAUGGACGUGUACCUGCGCACGCUGCAGAACAAUAACGCGCCGUCCGACAGCUUCUCGCGCGAGCAGCUGUUGGCCGUCUGUCUGGACAUGUUCAUUGCCGGUUCGGAGACGACCACCAAAACGCUCGACUUUUCCUUCCUGUACAUUGUGCGCAACCCGCAGGUGAUGCGCCGGAUACAGGACGAAAUUGACGAUGUCAUAGGCCGCAAUCGGCUGCCGACGUUAGAGGAUCGCGCUAGCAUGCCGUACUGCGAAGCUACGACGCUCGAAGGACUUCGGUUGUUCAUGUCGAAUACGUUCGGUAUUCCGCAUCGAGCACUCAAGGAUACCACGCUCUGUGGGUACAACAUUCCCAAGGACACUAUGCUCGUUGGCAUGUUCCGUGGAAUGAUGCUGGACGAGAACCUGUGGGAAAAGCCGACCGAAUUCAACCCUGCACGUUUCCUGAAGGAUGGAAAGAUACACAUUCCGGCCCAGUACCAUCCGUUCGGGGUCGGCAAACACCGAUGCAUGGGCGAGCUGAUGGCGAGAGGCAAUCUGUUUCUCUUUCUGACCACCACGCUGCAGUCGUUCGAUCUCUUGCUGCCCGAAGGAGCCCCCAUUCCGUCGGACAUUCCGGUUGAUGGGGCGACGCCCAGUGUGCGGAAGUAUCAUGUUGCCAUUCGUCCGCGUUAGACGAAUCGCAAAAGACAAAAUAUCGUGUCGAUAUUUUCGAAUCGUUCCAUUCAAAGACCACUAGUUGCGUUACGGCGAGUAUGGCUCAUUCAUUCGACGAAAGCAGGACGAUCAUAAAACUUCGUUUCAUAAAUGGUCAUAUAAAGAUUUGUU